AUGGUUACCACAAUAAGCACCGCCCCUUUCGCGGCUCAGGAACCGGGGAAGACGCCAACGUGGCGGACGCCGCCCCGCCCCGCCCCGGACGCGACCACCGUGCUGGUCCUGCAGGACGUGGCCAACCGCCUGCGCACCCAUUCCGUCAGGGCCACCACGUCGUGCUGCAGCGCGGCCGAGGUCGUGUCGGUGCUCUUCUUCCACGCGACGAGCUACAGACAGACAGAGCCGGAGCCCCCGGGCAGCGACAGGUUCAUCCUCUCCAGGGGCCAUGCGGCUCCACUGCUCGGUGCCGCCUGGGCGGAGGCGGGCGGCAUCAGUGAACCCGACCUGCUGAACUUGAGGACCAUUCGCUGUGCCCCGGAGGGACAUCCCACCCCCAGACUGUCGGCUGUCGACGUGGCGACAGGAUCGCUGGCUGGGUUGGGCGCCGCGUGUGGAACGACUUACGCUGGCGGGUACAGGGCCAGAGCCCGCUACCGGGUGUUCUGCCUGCUGGGCGACGGCGAGGCCUCGCAGGGCUCUGGCCGGGAAGCUUCGGCCUUUGCUGCCCACUACAGUUUGGAUAACCUCGUGGCAGUCUUCCCCGUGAACCGCUUGGGACAGAGUGGCGUGCCACGCCCGAAGCACCGCGCAGACAUCUGUCGGCGUCGCCGCGGAGCCUGUGGGUGGAACACUCGGGUAGCGGUGGAUGGCCAGGACGUGGAGGCCUUGUGCCACGCGUUUUGCCAGGCGACUCGAGUGAAGAGCAAGCCCGCUGCCGUAGUGGCGAAGACCUUCUGGGGCCGGCGUAUUCCAGACGUCGAGCACGCGGAGAACUGGCAUGGAAAGCCGGUGCCGAAAGGAAAAGCAGAUGAAGUCAUCAGACUAACUGCGAGUCAGAUACGGACCAACGGGAAUCUCAUAGCCCCUGCUGAAGGCUCACCUCCAGUCAGCGUCACAGAUACAAAAAUGACCUGCCUGCCUGAUUAUAAAGCGGGCGACGAGAUAGCUACUCAGAAAGCAUAUAGUUUGGCUCUGGCUGAACUGGGCCCUGCAGAUGAAAGAGUCAUUGUCCUGGGUGGUGACCCAAAGAACUCCAUCUCUUCUGAGAUAUUCAGGAAAGAACACUCUGAGCGUCUUAUUGAGUGUUUUACUGCGGAACAGAUGGCCUGUGCUACACGUGGUCGAACCGUUGCUUUUGUUAGGACUUCAGCUGCCUUUUUGAGCAGAGCAUUUGAUCAGAUCCGGAAGGGAGCCAUAUCUCAAACCAGUAUCAGUCUUAGUAGUGGUUCCCACUGCGGGGUGUCCGUUGGUGAAGAUGGCCCCUCCCAGAUGGCCCUGGAAGAUCUAGACAUGUUCCGAAGCAUCCCCAGUUGCAGUGUUUUCUAUCCAAGUGACGCCGUCUCGACAGAGCAUGCUGUUUGUCUGGCUGCCAACCCCAAAGGAAUGUGCUUCGUUCGGACCAGCUGGCCGGAAACUGCAGUUAUCUAUAUACCACAAGAAAAUUUUGAGAUGGGACGGGCCACGGUCAUCCGCCACAGUGUUAAUGACAAUGUCACAGUUAUUGGAGCUGGAGUUACUCUGCCUGAAGCCUUAGCGGCUGCCGAUGCCAUUUCUCAACAGGGUAUUUCUCUCUGUGUCAUUGACCCGUUUACCAUUAAACCCCUGGAUGCUGCCACCAUCGUAUCCAGUGCAAAAGCUACAGGCGGCCGGGUUAUCACGGUGGAGAAUCACUACCGAGAAGCUGGCGUUGGAGAAGCCGUCUGUGCAGCCGUCUCUGGGGAGCCUGGCAUCCACGUUCAUCAGCUGGCAGUGUCAGGAGUGCCUAAAAAAAGCGGGAAACCUAGUGAAUUGCUGGAUAUGUUUGGAAUCAGUGCUAGACACAUCAUAGCAGCUGUGAAAUACACUUUAAUGAACUCAAAUAGCUGAUUUCUUAAAAAGUCAGUCUGUUCACAUUGGUUUUAAAACACUCAUUUUAUAUUACAUUCAUGCUUGUUGUGACAAAGCUAUCAUUUAUAUCUAUAGUGUUGGGCCUUUUUUUGUUUUUUAAACAAAGCCAUUUAACACCUUUCUUCAUUCGUAAUUCAGAAAUUCAAGUCAACUACCUUUCUCUUAAGCUGUGACUAUAUAUACAAAUGUCACUCUCAUUUUUGAAUCAUUAAAGCAAGUUAUAAUCGUUUAAGUAACAGAAUAGUAAACAAAAGAACCACCUCAUACAAAGUUUGCUGAUAAGACUACAAAUAAUCGACCAGGUUGGGAAUUAACAUAGAGGUAACAGUUCUUUAAAUGUGUGUAAUUUCUUUGUAUGUAAAGAAAAUGUGAAUUUCAUUGUAGAAGUCAGUAGCCUAGGUUUUGAAGCAAGUUGGAGCUUUCACGUAAUGGCAUCCUACCUGCAGCUUCCUGGAUAAUGUUUGACUGCAGUUCCCUGGGCAUUUCCUUGGAAGUUUGCCUUCAUCUCUCCUCUGCAGUUUAGAGGCUGAAGGACAGCAGUGAAAGCUCUUAUGAUGUACCGUGCUGUUUGCAGAGACUGUUCUGUAAAGAGAUGAAAGCCUGACUAGUUCUAGUUUGCACACUGCACUGUUUUGUGAGGUUUCAGAAAUGUUUCAUUUUCUCAGUGACCAAACCAGGUUGCUAACUUGAUUAUAUUCAUCUACUAAGGAAACUAGGGUCAGUGAAAUAAAGUAUUUAAAAACCAAUAGCUUUAUUCAGUUUGUGCCAUGUAUGUGUGACUUGGUUUCUCUCUGAUAAAGAAAAACCUUCUAUCUAAACCGGAAGCAGAAAGAGUCAUGUCCCCCAACAGUAAUCCUGGGAAAAGGUCCGAGCUGGAGACAAAUCACUGGAAAACAAUGUGUGGGCUGAAGCAGGCCCCUUGCUUUUCGCUGUGAGUAUGUAGAUUAUGUGGCUGGAAUACAAGAACAAAGUACCAGUCAGGAAAAUCAAACACGGAGCCAAGGUUCAAAAGUAAGUUUAAAAUUACUUUUUGUCAGGUAAUUAGCUCCUUAGUUUUAUUACCUUCACUAAGUGCCCUCAUUAAGUUCUUUGGAGACAUAACCAAUUUGUCUCAGGGUCAUUGUUCUAGAAGGUAUUGCAGAGACCAAAAGUUGCCAAGUGGAGAAUCAGAGAAGUUGGGGCCUGCUCAGGAUGGUAGUAGUGAUGUCUGUCCUUUUUCUCUGAGCUGGUUCUGGUUUCUCCUUUGGAAAAUUGAUCAUGAUAAUUGCUCUGUUUAUU
Balaenoptera musculus (blue whale) is the source of this 3210-nucleotide messenger RNA. RefSeq names its product transketolase like 2 (gene TKTL2). The record is from RefSeq and is a predicted model, not a curated record. Gene Ontology annotation, molecular function: thiamine pyrophosphate binding; transketolase activity. Lineage: Eukaryota; Metazoa; Chordata; Mammalia; Artiodactyla; Balaenopteridae.